This is a messenger RNA of Mesorhabditis spiculigera, 4968 nucleotides long. Lineage: Eukaryota; Metazoa; Nematoda; Chromadorea; Rhabditida; Rhabditidae. The record is from the annotation of a GenBank genome assembly.
AUGGUGAACGACGAGAAUCGGGAGAAGAGGGGCUACUCGCAGCAAGCGCCGGAAACCAACAAAGAAAAGGAUGAGGUCGACGAGAUGUCUGCGCCUACCCGAGCAACCAGCGAAUCGGAGAAACAAGGGUCGUCAAAUCCUCUUCAGCAGGCGAUUCCGGUGCCGGUUUUCAUUGGGGAUCAAACGGCACGUGUCAUUACAAAUGAUGACGGAACAAUGGUCAAGGAAAGUCUCGACGAGCAUGCAAAGCCAUAUAACGAUGUCCACGAAUUGAGGCAUGAUUUGAAUCUGCUAGGAAGGAAAUAUACCAUUGACGAAUUACAACUGGCUGCGCUGAAGUGGUCUGGAACGCCGCUGCCCGACUUUUGGUACAAGGAGUUUCGCUCUAAACGCGGCUUGACGAGCACGCUUUUGUCAAUUUUGCUGCGCGAGGGCAAGGCUCUUUUUCGCUAUCCUACUGGAAUCUUGUGGCGUAAUCUGGAAGGCGAUCAGACACAAGCUGUUCAGCCUGCUGUCGGUGAUGGGUUGCCAGCUGAAGAAUUUUCUCCCUCCGAUGAAGAUAAUUCACCAAAGAGUUUUGUGGAACACGAUGAAAGCCACACCAUCGAAAUUGUAGCAGCUGGGGGAGGAAAUGAGCCAAAUCAACAAGCCCUGAUGUGCGGGCACUGCCACUGGAGUAUCGGGCCGGAUGAAAUUUGGAAGGGUAGCGAACCGGUGGUCUGCGAUGCGUUGAUCGACAGAACGCCAAUGGACAAGUUCGCGAAGUACUACACGGAUUUCGUGAGCCCCCCGCUUGCGCCUGUCUACAGGCCCACUGCCGAGGAGUUCACCGAUCCGAUCGCAUACGUGGCCAAAAUCAAGCCGGAAGCUGAGAAGUAUGGUGUGGUGAAGAUUGUGCCGCCGUCGAAUUUCGUGCCAACAUUCGUGAUCGACGGUUCGACGUUCGAAUUCACGCCGCGCGUCCAAAAGCUCAACGAAAUCGAGGCAUCGAUUCGCGAGAAGAUCGCCUUUCUCGAAAAGCUGCUCAAUUUCUGGAGACUUCAGGGUAUCGAUCUGGACAUUGUCAUCAUCGAGAAGAUCUACAUCGAUCUGUACCGCCUUCACACUAUGGUCACGAAAUACGCCGACCCGGAGACGAACUGGGCCAACAAGGCCAAGAAGGUCAACUGGCCGGCCAUCGGCAAGGCGUUGGGCUUCAAGAAUUCACAGUCUACCGCCAAAUUGCGCGACAAUUAUCAAAGAUACGUGCAGCCCUAUUUGGAGAAGACGACGAAUUCGGCCCUGAAAAAGGAAGAGCAGUCAGAUGAGGAAUGUGACGAUGAAGAUGAGGGAAAUGACAACGAGAACCUGCGAAUGAGCAUGCAGGGCGGAAAGCGACGUCGUGCCGGGCGAAUGAUGGCCGGCGCUCCGAUGCCCAAACAACACGGCGGCAAGAAAAGGAAACAUCACGAUCCGAUGGCCAACGUCUUUUGCAUCAAAUGCCGCCGGGGGGACAAUGAGGCGAAACUGUUGCUGUGUGAGGGAUGCGAUCUCUCCAUGCACACCUUCUGCUGUCAACCACCGCUUGGCGCUGUCCCAAAGGGCGAAUGGCACUGCUCCGACUGCUCGGCCGACAAGAUCGUGGAGGCGGGCUCGAACUUCGGCUUCUACGAUGCGAACACUUCCUACAAUCUCGACACUUUCCGCGAAUUUGCCGACAAAUUCAAGAAGGAAUACUUUCGCAAGCCUCUCAACGAGAUCACGCUCGAAGAGGUGGAGAAGGAAUUCUGGCGGAACAUCAUCCGCGAGGAGGCCGUCUCCGUCAAGUAUGGUGCCGAUUUGCGGGUUGAUAAGGUGGGCAGCGGUUUCCCGCGUCGCGACGAGGAUCAUCGAGGGGCAGACGCAAAGGCACGCCAUCACUACGCCCAUCACCCGUGGAAUCUCAACAAUCUGCCCGUAUUGAAGGAUUCCGUGCUGUCCCACAUCGACUGUGAUAUACCUGGAAUGAUGAUCCCGUGGGUGUACGUGGGGAUGUGCUUCAGCACUUUCUGCUGGCAUACCGAGGACCAUUGGACGUAUUCCAUCAACUACAACCACAGGGGCGAGCACAAGGUGUGGUAUGGGGUUGCCGGUGCCGAUGCCGAACGCUUUGAAGACGCGGUCCGUUCGAUCUCGCCGGGUCUCUUCUCGGCGCAGAGGGAUUUGCUGCAUCAUAUGACGGUGGCUGUCAAUCCACAGGUGUUGAUCGCGAAACGAGUGCCGGUGUGGACUGUGCAUCAGGGUGCCGGCGAAUUCGUGAUCACGUUUCCGCGUGCCUACCAUGCCGGCUUCAACGAGGGCUUCAACGUCGCCGAGGCCGUCAAUUUUGCGCCGACCGAUUGGCUUCGUAUGGGUCGGGAAGCGGUUGGCGCAUAUGCGGAUGUCCGUCGCACAUGUGUCUUCUCGCAUGAAGAACUGGUGAUGUCGAUGGCCGUGGCUGAGAAUGGGCGUCUAUCGCCACCAAUGUGUGUUGCCGCUUAUGAGGAACUCGUCGCCAUUGGCGAGCGCGAGGUGAAGCGCAGAGGGCGUGUUGCCGGGCUCGGCAUCCGUUCCUGCGAUCGAGUGCAAUGGGAAAAGAUGCCGGACGAGCAGCGAGAAUGCCGUUUCUGCCACACGACAGUCUACCUGUCUGCUGUUGGUUGUUCUCAUGGCCGUCUCGUCUGUCUCGAUCACGUCGACAAGCUCUGUCACCAUUGCACCAUCGAUCAGAUGUCACUCAAAUAUCGACACGAUCUGAUCGAAUACAAGGAAAUUCUCCUCCGGCUGCAGCCAAUGGCCGAAGAGUAUGUCAAGUGGCAACAGCAGGCACGCCGUCUACUCGACUCACCCAAAUGCAAACCCACACUGAAGCAAAUCGACGAGCUGCUGGCGCAGGCGCGUCACGCGAAAUUCCCGGCGUCGGAAGUGCGGGAUCGGCUGAUGGAGACGCAUAGCAGCUGUACGGCUGCCAUUGACAGGGCACGGCAAAUUAUCAAGGGAAAAGUCAAGUUUCGUACGACGACACGUAUGCAACGAGCCGACACUCGACCCUCAAUUUCCGAUGUACGACAAUUGACGGGAGAGCUGAAGGCGUUGCCGUGUAAUGUACAGCUGAUUGUACAAGAGCUGGGCGGGCUGAUGAAUCGAGUGAAUCGAUGGAUGGAUGAAGCGGAAGAAUUGAAGGGAAGAGCCGAACAGCUAGGCAUCAAAAAAGAAGAAGAAGAUGGGGAGCAUGAGGAGGACGAAGGAGAGGAUGAGCAAGCACUGAUGGACAGUCUACGGAAAGCUGUCGAAACGGGCGAACAGUUUGGGCUGAGAAUGGACGAGUUGGAACAGCUGGAAAAGACUCUUCGACUGUGUGAAUGGCGACGGAGGGCGCAACAGAUUGUUGAAUGGCAGCCAUGGGAAGGAAUGGAGGAUCAAGACGAUUUUCUCACUCGACAACGAUCUUCCACAAAACACAUCAUCGCCCUUGGAGAUGAGGGUCGUUCGGUGGGUGAUCCGGAAUUCGAGCAUCCAUCCGGCAUCUAUCAACGGCUACACACAAAGAUGAAGCGGGCCCUCGUCCAUGAUAACAAGUGCGAAGACUGGCUGCGUAAGGGGGAUCGUGGCGUCGCCCAGCUCGAGGCCCUCUGGCAAGAAGUACGCGAAUCGGACUGGAUGAGCGGUGACGGUCUGGACGCGAUUCGUGAUGAGGUUGUCCUGACGAGGGAAUUGGCUGCCCAAUUCGACGACAGCGAGCUGUCACUCGUCGAUUUGGAGGGACUUGUCGCCGAAUGCAAAAAGUCGGUGACCCUUCGCGAUUCGCCGGAAAUCAAGAGACUGGCUGAUGCGGGGGAUCGUCUCGUCCAAUUCACCGAUCGACUGUCCGCCCUAUUCCAUUGUCCCAACUCCUACUACACACUCUAUGAUAUGCUCGUUGGACGGGAAGAUUUGGCACCGAUCCUCGAAGGACAACCAUGUGUACUGCUCAAACGGGAAAAGAGUCGCCCGGCCGUAUUUGAAUGGGAUCAAUUGGUGGAUUUCGACGAUUCGGACGAAGUGAAGGCGCACUGCUCGAAACUGUCGGACGGGGAAUACUAUCGAAUGGUCGCCCUGAGACGCUACUACUCUGAGAAACCGAUCGCCGAGUCGUGUGUCUGUCAACAAGAAAAAGAACAACAUCUCCCGACCAUCGUCUGUUUCCAGUGCUUCGGACGAUCACACGUGGACUGCGUGGAAUGGAAUCAAUUCCUCCGAGAUCUACCCGAGGGGACAUUCCUAUGCAUUCGUUGUCUCCGCUCUCGUCGGCCAUUUCGUGAAGAUAUCAUGGCGGCAAUGGCUCAACUCGGCGGUGUACAAUCUCCUGAGAUCACCCUGGUGCGAGAAGCGCUGAAGAGAUCCGAGACGGCAUAUCGUGCAUUGAUCGACGGGGGACCAUUUGGAAGCUCAGCCGAUCUCAGCGAGACACAACGCGAAAAAAUGGACGCGUUGAUCGUGGGAUGUCUGGCGAGUGAGAUAGUGAUCCACGAUUUGAUGCCCCGUCUCAAUGAAUAUAUUCGCAUAUUACACGCCGAUACUCUUCACGCCCAACGGCAUCUCAUGCUAAACGUUCGUGCCCGGCCGAUUCGCCCUGAAGCCCCGUCCCGUCUUUUUGAUCUCAACCAGUCCAGGAAACGGCAGAAAAAGGCGGGCCAAUCGAAGAAGCGCAAAAAGGGCGAGAAACACACCGAAAAAGAGGUCUACCACGACGAUGAUCAAAUGUGUGGCGCCGAUCUUUGCCUCAAACCGACGUCGGACCACCUGAAUUGGAUACUUUGCGAGCCGGGCUGUGGCCGAUGGUAUCACAAUAUAUGUGUCGGACUGACCAAGGCGCAGGCGGAGGAUAUGGAGCACUACAAUUGCUACAAAUGCCAUCGGCCGCCGGCCGAAGGAGGAGAAGAUGAAGUGGAUGAUCAUCUACAGCAGCAGCCAGUCGCCGGGUCCAGCCAA